GUUGACGUCACUUUGAAAGUGAGUUUGAGGGUGAUGGAGUCAUCCCCUCCCAUAUUUUGGUACACUUGACCAACGUUCUCUCGGAAACUGACAGAAAUCUGUCCUAACUUUCAUCUGAAGACUGGAUCUGGUGCAGGAUUGUGGGACAUUUGUGGUUGUCGGGUCACAGCCGGGUCAAAAGUGGGUGUUUACAGCUGGGUCGUGUGGCCAGCAGUUUUCGCGCGCCAUCUUGGGCUGAACUCGCGGGGGAGAACUCUCCAGGAAAGGCCCGGAUAGCGAGGCAAGAUGGAGGAGCACAUAAGCCUGGACCCUCGGAAACAGGAGCUCUUCGAGGCUCGUUUCCUGGGAGUCAUGAACAGAAGUCUCAACAGCCAGGACUCCAACCUCAGUAAUGUCAGCAAUGGCAGUGAAGGGCAGAGUUCUAUCAGUGACAAGGAGGCAGAGACACCUGAAAAAAGAACACCCACAGACAGAAAAAGAAAGCGGAAACAUGAGGAACAAGGGAAAGCAAAAGGACUUCCUACCAAGAAGAUUAGUGAAUAUUUUGAGUCCCAUUCCCCCCACGGGUCUGGUGCAGGUGUUAGUCCCAACAGAACAGGGAACUCCAUGAUGGCAGGCAUGGGUCUGGCCAGAUCACCCCCUCCUUCUGCAUCCUUCCAACCAGUGUCCCCUUCCAGUUCCAACUCUAAUUCCAACUUCAAUAGUAGGAUGGCUUAUGCAAGGUUUCAGAGUUCUCCUGCCUCAGGCAACAGUAUAGAUUACACAGGCUUGGUACCCUUCCAUCCUAAACCUGUCACUUCAACAACAGCACAGACUGAGAUGACGCUGGCCAGAAUAGCAGAACUGGAGCAGCGAGUUACCAAGGAACAGCAAAAGGAAAAUACUAUUGACGAUUUACAAAGGAUGAAUGGUGAACUGCGUGACCAGCUAAUAGCCACACAAAGAUUACUAGACAGACACAAGGACAACCUGUCCAAGUGUCUGGCCUUCAAUAGGAAACUUCUAAUAGAUCAGUCUGUUGCUGACCGGAAGGAAGUGCGGAGACGGAGUAUGGAGAACAGACUACGCAUCGGUCAGCACACUGUGGUCAGGAAGGGCGCGUCCUUCGAGGAGGAAUGGGUGGACGGAUGGGCUUAUAUCGAACUAAAGAAGAAGCAGAGAAAAAUAGAAGAACAAAAAGGAGAGAUAGAGAGAUUGAAGAAGACCCUCCAGAAGAGAAAACCCCCGAAGCCUGGUAACGGUCAGGGCGGGCGGUCGGGCAGCCUGAGUGACGGAGACGGGGUGUUUGCCAAGCCCCAGGUCCCAUCACGGUUUGGUGGACUUCCAAGCCAAACCAGUGAUGAGUACAAGUAUUACGAGCAGGAAGAAAUUCUCAAGAUAAAAAGUGCUCAGCUUAAGAAGGAGGAAGCUGAGGUAACAACAGAGCUGGAGAAGCUGGAGAGAGAGAAGAACCUGCACAUCAGGGAGAUGAAGAGGAUCAUGAACGAGGACAACUCACGGUUCCGAGACAACGAGACCCUGAACGACAGAUAUCUGCUGCUGUGUUUACUAGGGAAGGGUGGCUUUAGUGAGGUUCACAAGGCCUUUGAUCUAAAGGAGCAGCGAUACGUCGCCUGUAAGAUUCACCAACUCAACAAGGACUGGAAGGAGGAUAAAAAGGCCAACUAUAUCAAACACGCCAUGAGAGAAUAUGAAAUCCACAAGAAGCUGGAUCAUCCCCGGAUCGUCAAGCUGUAUGACGUGUUUGAGAUAGACAACAAUUCAUUCUGUACAGUCCUAGAAUACUGUGAUGGGAAUGACCUGGACUACUACCUGAAGCAGCACAAGUGUAUGGGUGAGAAGGAGGCACGCUCCCUCAUCAUGCAGGCCGUCAGUGCCUUGAAGUACCUAAACGAGAUCACACCACCCGUCAUACACUACGAUCUCAAGCCAGGCAAUAUCCUACUAGGUAGCGGCUCCUUUAGUGGUGAGAUCAAGAUCACAGACUUUGGUCUGUCCAAGGUUUGGGACAUGAAUGCAGACUCUCAGGAGGGCAUGGAGCUCACAUCACAGGGAGCGGGGACAUACUGGUAUCUGCCCCCGGAAUGUUUUGUGGUUGGGAAGAGCCCUCCCAAGAUCUCCUCCAAGGUGGAUGUAUGGUCCAUAGGAGUCAUCUUCUACCAGUGUCUGUAUGGGAGGAAGCCAUUUGGCCACAACCAGUCCCAGGCCACCAUACUGGAGAACCGGACUAUCCUGAAUGCCAAGGCGGUGGAGUUUCCUUCCAAACCAGCCAUCAGCCAGGAGGCCAAGAAUUUUGUGCGGCGUUGCCUGACCUACAGGAAGGAGGAGAGACCAGACGUGCACCUGUUAGCCCGGGACCCGUACCUGCACCCCAGCUUCAAGAAGUACGGCUCCAGCGGCAGUCUGGGCAGCCCAUCGGCACUCCUAGGAACAACCUUCGCUGCUGCUACAACCGGCAUGGGCAGUUUAGGGUCAGGGUCCGGGUCUGGUUCCAACUAAAACUGGUCAGACUAGUUCUGGAUGUGACUCUUACCAUGGAGACACCGGAGUGCUAGCUUCAGCCGGUCCCCUUUGGACUAACGUUGGAAUGUAAGAACGCCAUUCCAUGGACUUCUGAGACUAUGCCAAACAGACUGAACUCAUUGGACUGGAGACAUUCAGCGUUACCAGAGAGAAAAAACUUCUGGACUGCUGAGAUGGAAAUGUCAUCACAUGUAAAAGAGACCUGUCACCAAUGUAGCAGGCACAUGUGCUGUAGUCAACUACAUAGCUCCAUCUUCUUUUAAUUUUAUUUAUGUUCACUCUGUAUAAAUCUUGUUUGUUGUAGGAUAUGACUUAGUAGUUCCACUCUCAGGCUGUGAAAUGGAUAGAGAAUGCAUUGCUAUCCAAAUGAUGUAAAUACAAUUUCCUCAAUUAGUGUAAAGAGAUGUAAAGCCUUCAGUAGACUCAGAUGAAACCAUUGUGCUGUGUAUAUAACUUGGACCCCACUCAGAUGACGGUCUGGUUCUAGCUGAAGCUGAAGUUCCUACUGUUGCCGAGGCUUCCCCUCAGUCCCUACUGGCUAAUUCUACAUGGUGCAUGCCAAGGAAAGUGAAUUCACAUGAAUGCAACCAAAGGGAGCAUCUGUCAAAGCAGGAACUCCAGCUCCUAGAUCCAGGACUGUGCUUCUUGAAUGAAAUGCUGCAAAAAAAGUACACAGCCGCUAGGAAACUAUAGUAACUAACUUCAUCCUGGUGCUUCUUCCCUUGUGGAAAUGAACUGAUAUAUGAGACCAGGUCAGAGGUCAAACAUAGCUUCACCUUCAACCUUCUGAAAUACCAGUGAAUCAGUCUCUGUAGAAUCUAAUGGUUAAACUAAACUAUGCUUCUACCUAAGAUAAGCAGGCUUCAAUGUAGCAAUUGUAAAGAAGGCCACAUCUUGUCAAUGCCUCCAUCCAGACUUAUGCAUGUUGGAAUGAGAAAAAAUUGUUGCAGAGAAAUUUGAAAUGCUCACUGUUGGCACAGAACUUACAGGGGAUGGGGGACUUAUAGAAAAAUACCCUCCCUCAAAAAGUUCUGUACGGACUCGUCAUAUGAAGGUGUAAGAAGUUGGUGUUAAUCCAUCUAUAGCUCUGAGCCCUGUCAGCGGUAUUUCCUUUUUUAUUGGUCUCUGCUCAGUUAUGUUAUGCCUAGUGUACAAGUUAGUAUGUUCAGACCCAGUAGAGCCUCUAAUGUUGCUUGCAGACGAGUAAGGUUCAGUCCAAGGGAAGACAACUACAUGGUAAAUCUUUCCUCCCGAUUUGGAGACUAACCUUAUGUGUAUUUUGCAUAUACACACGUGUAGAAGAAAUUCAUUUCAAGAACGUUGUACAAACUGGUCUGACUUACCAACUGUAAAGAAUGUUACGUUGUGAGACUCUGAUCUUUUGACAACAGCUGUAUGAGACAUCAACUUUGUAGGAACUGUGAUGUGAGACCAACUUGUCUCUCACCACUUGCUGAUGUUACGGGAAGAACACAAACAAUGGAUGAAUGUAGAGGUAGCAGCUUUUCAUUUGUCAUUGACAGCACACAAUAACAGAUGCAAUUCAAACCAA
Messenger RNA from Branchiostoma floridae (Florida lancelet), 4075 nucleotides. RefSeq names its product serine/threonine-protein kinase tousled-like 2. The transcript is spliced from 22 exons. The record is from RefSeq and is a predicted model, not a curated record. The coding region runs from base 286 to 2499 and encodes 737 amino acids. Gene Ontology annotation, biological process: intracellular signal transduction; chromosome segregation; peptidyl-serine phosphorylation. Gene Ontology annotation, cellular component: nucleus. Gene Ontology annotation, molecular function: protein serine/threonine kinase activity; ATP binding. NCBI's taxonomy places the organism in Eukaryota, Metazoa, Chordata, Leptocardii, Amphioxiformes, Branchiostomatidae.